Messenger RNA from Staurois parvus, 314 nucleotides. The record is from the annotation of a GenBank genome assembly. NCBI's taxonomy places the organism in Eukaryota, Metazoa, Chordata, Amphibia, Anura, Ranidae.
UGGCAUCCCUCAGAGGGGAAAUGUACACCAAUCAUCAGGGCACUGAUGAUCAGUGUGCCCUGAUGAUCAGUGUAGUCCCAGUAAUGCCACCUGUCAUGGCUCAUCAAUGCCACCUGUCAGUGCCCAUCAGUACCACAUCAAUGCCACAUAUCAGUACCAGCAGUGCACAUCAAUGCCACAUAUCAGUGCUCCUAUCAGUGCCAGUCAGUGCCAACUAUCAAUGCUGCCAAUCAGUGCCACCUAUCAGUGCCAGUCAGUGCCACCUAUCAGUACCAGUCAGUGCCACCUAUCAGUGCGCAUCAGUGUUGCCUAUC